UCCCUCCUCCGGAGCUUCUCCUUGGGGCGGCCGCGCGGGAGGAGGCCGAGAUGGCUGAUGAGAUCGCCAAGGCUCAGGCCGCCCGGCCUGGUGGCGACACGAUCUUCGGAAAGAUCAUUCGCAAGGAAAUCCCAGCCAAAAUCAUUUUUGAGGAUGACCAGUGUCUUGCUUUCCAUGACAUUUCUCCUCAAGCACCAACACAUUUUCUGGUGAUACCCAAGAAACAUAUAUCCCAGAUUUCUGUAGCAGAAGAUGAUGAUGAAAGUCUUCUUGGACAUUUAAUGAUUGUUGGCAAGAAAUGUGCUGCUGAUCUGGGCCUGAAGAAGGGUUAUCGAAUGGUGGUGAACGAAGGUUCAGAUGGGGGACAGUCUGUCUAUCACGUUCAUCUCCAUGUUCUUGGAGGUCGGCAGAUGAAUUGGCCUCCUGGUUAAACAUGUUUUAGGGAUAAUUUUCCCUUCUCUAGGCAAUGAUCAAUAUUUGCAAGUUCCAAUAUGUUAAAUAGUAUACAUAUUUUUGCCUGUGUAUGGAGAGAUUGAGGGAAUAAUUUUAAAAGCCCAUAAAUAAUAAAAGAUAAUGUUGCAUGGUUUACAAUCUCUCUGAAACCUGUGUUUGCUUUAUUAAAAAAAAAAUGUUGGAAUGUAUGAAGGUAGAAUUCAUAAUUUGGGUAUUCUUUUUUCUCCCUAAUGUAUACUAAACAUAUGUACAUUGUUAAAAUGGUAUGAUUGGUUUCUGAAGACAAAUACAAGAUUUCACAAAUUGAGUUUUAGCUUUGCAAUACCCUUUUAGGGUAAAAUAUUAGUCCAGGUGGAGAUUUUCUAAUCUAAUUCUCUCAAUACUUAAGAACAAAAGAGUAUCUGAUGUGAUUGAUCCAGAAAGUGAAUGUUUUGGGUCUAAGAGCAAUGGUUUUUGUCAAGCCCAUGUUCCCCCUGGACUGUUGGGGUAAUUUGGAAGGAAUAAAAGUAGAUUUGUCACAGAAUCUUUGAUGACCAUAUGAAGCCAUACGUUGUUAUUUCUUUCAUUAUCUAAACUCUCUGAAUAUUUACUAUAAUUAUAUUACUUAGAAUUAACUUUCCACAUUGAAAACUUAUAAAAAUAUUUUAAGUUGUGCAAGAAUCUGGCUGUGUGGAAUUAAGGAAGGAAUCUCAAGGUCUGAGUUCUUAUCAGAACAUACUUUUUUAGUCUUGCCUUUCUGCCUUCCACAGACUAGUAGUUGUCUAGCAACCAAUUUCUGUAAAUAAUAGUGGGUGUAACUUUUUUUCCAAGUUAAAUCUCCUUUCUUGCUUCAUUCAUAUAUGGUACUUUAUUGUAUUGAUUAUAAUUUUUUUCUGUUCACAUUUUGACUUACAAAAUAAGAAGUAAUUAAAUUUUAAAAAGCCCUUUUCUUAUGGCAUGGGUUUUAAUUAAAAAGAAAAGAAAGUAGUUAAGUCUUUUUCAAACAUGUACUACAAGUGUGCCAAGAGUUGAUUUAAACUCUGCAUAUCAGUCCUUUCAUAAGUCUGGAAAGCAAACUGUUUGA
Lynx canadensis (Canada lynx) is the source of this 1516-nucleotide messenger RNA. RefSeq names its product histidine triad nucleotide binding protein 1 (gene HINT1). The record is from RefSeq and is a predicted model, not a curated record. The coding region runs from base 51 to 431 and encodes 126 amino acids. Gene Ontology annotation, biological process: purine ribonucleotide catabolic process. The transcript is spliced from 3 exons. Gene Ontology annotation, molecular function: hydrolase activity. NCBI's taxonomy places the organism in Eukaryota, Metazoa, Chordata, Mammalia, Carnivora, Felidae. Gene Ontology annotation, cellular component: cytoplasm; nucleus.